This is a messenger RNA of Cetraspora pellucida, 2523 nucleotides long. The record is from the annotation of a GenBank genome assembly. Lineage: Eukaryota; Fungi; Glomeromycota; Glomeromycetes; Diversisporales; Gigasporaceae.
AUGAACAAUUUAAACAUCUCCAGAAUUGAUACUUUAGAAGACGAUGACCAAUCAUCAUCUUCUCCAAUAUCCGAUUUCGAAAUUAUUAGUAAUUGCGAUGAUGAUGUAAUAAGUAUUUCAUCUAGCCAUGAAAUUUAUGAUGAAUCGGCUGAUGAUGAAGAAUCAGGUUCUGAUGAUGACAAUCCGAUCGAAUUGUUAAAUGACUCUGAUUUUUUUUAUUCUGAUAGUGAUGAUAACCAAACAAUAUAUGAUGGCGACAAUCCUAGGAGUUCUAGAAGAUCUACUUCCUCAAAACAACAAAGAUCAUCUGAUUUACUUUCAGAUUCAAGUUCUAUUGAUAUUGUUCAAAUAUCUGGUAGAUGUGGGUCUCACGACUCUAAUAAUUGGUGUAGCAACUGCCGUCCGAAUUGGCUUAAUUAUACAAAUGUUAAAGCUUUGCACAUCAAAAACGCGUCGAUUAGUAAGUUCUUGAUUAAUAGCAACGAGGAAUCUCAUUGUUCAAGUUGUACUCCCAUUUGGAUUGAUUUUAAGUCCGGAUUGGAUCCAGUUAGGACUAGUGAAGGUCUUAUUUUAGCGAGCCCAACUUUCUUGGGCUCUGGUUCUAGAUCUCAUUCGAGUACUAAAAUAAAUGAAGUAGCGUUAAAAAAUAUCGGUUUAACUAAUAAUUAUGAUGAAAUAUAUUUCUCUGAUCUUUCCAACUGUAAAUCAUGUAUAUACAAAUCAGGUCAUGUUCUUCCAUACCUUGGUGUCAGUUUUCAUCCUGAAAACCUUAGAUAUAUGGUCGUUAUGCCAUUCUUGCCAAAUCGCAAUCUUAGAGAAUACUUGAAACAUCCGAAUAAUUUUAAAUCUUUCACUUGGUCGCACAGGCUUAACAUGUUACAUACUCUUGCAAUUGAGUUGGCGAAUCUGCAUAAUCUAGGAAUAAUCCAUAAGAACCUACAUCCAAACAAUAUCUUAAUUGGCAAGGAUAUCGAAGACCCAAUUAUUUCUGAUGUUGGUUUAAUGCCUCAAUUACCUUUCGCCACUUGUUCGUUACCUUAUGCUGAUUGUCCCCAUGAUGUCAAAUUGGCUAGGAAAAUCGUGGAGGGAACACGUCCUUCUAUUCCAGAUCAUGUGCCAUCUUUUUAUACUGAAUUGAUUAAGAUGUGUUGGGAUGCAUUUCCAGAAAAUCGUCCUGAUAUGAGAGAAAUUGCUGGUAUUUUCAAUUCUUGGAGAAAUCAACUAGUUGUUUCUGGUUCUAAUUAUGGUAAUUACAACACAAAUGAGCAUAAUACUGUCUACAAAGAAUUUAAAAAAGCUGAUGAGUUUCAGCUACAAAAUAAUUUUUUUUCUUCUAUAAUUAGAUUUAGUAAACUUCAUAUUGAUGCCAAAUAUUCUAGUUGUUUUUAUAAUUUUAAGUUUCCUAAAGAGUUGGUUCUAGUAAAUUUACCUUCUCAUAAACAAUCAAGUCUAUCAGCUUCUGUUAGACAACACACAAUUCCUGAUACUGGUCCCUUAAUUACUCCAAUCCCUGAUCCAAUUUAUGUUUCACCCGAUCAGUUCAGUUGCUUCAAAUGUGAAUCUAAUUUAGAUAAUUUAUAUUGGUGGUGUCAAACAUGUGAAACUUCUAGACUACGUGAUAAGUUUGGAAGUUGGACGAGCGGAAAUAAACAUGUUGAUCAAUAUAUUCAGUAUACUCAAACUCUCGCUCCUUCACGUGAAGGAUGUGUGGAAUGGAUACCAUAUUGUGAUUUUAAGGACAUUAAAGAGAUUGGUAAAGGUGGUUUUAGUACGGUUUUUUAUGCGAUUUGGAAAAGUGGUCCCAUGAUCAAGUGGAAUAGAUAUAAUCAACGAUAUGAUAGGAAAGGUAAUGUUAAAGUCGCUUUAAAAAGGUUAAAAGAUUCGCAAAAUAUUGGUCCUAGUUUUUUCCAAGAGUUGAUUGCGCAUCUUCACUGCGAAUCGAAUUAUUUUGUUCUCCGUUGUUAUGGAAUAACUCAAGACCCUGUAACAAAUGAAUACAUAAUGGUAACUGAUUAUGCUACCAAAGGUGAUUUCCGUACAUAUAUACGAAACGAAUUUAGAACGCUUAGUUGGGAAGGCCAAAUUUCUCUCCUUCAAAGCGUCGCACACGGUCUUAAAAUCAUUCAUGAAGAGGGGUGGAUCCAUAGAGAUCUCCAUAGUGGAAAUUUACUUCUUUCUCCAUCAUCAACUAAUGAACCAAUAGUUAUCGGUGAUUUAGGAAUGUGUCGACCAGUUCGUCAAAUUACUUUGCGAUGUCGUUCAACUGAAGUAAUUUAUCACGAUGAAAAAAAUGAUUCAAUGUAUACAGGAGGAUUUAGACACAAAAGUGAAGAAGGCAGGCAUCAUGAAUAUAAAAUACAUAGUCAGGCUAUUUAUGAAAGUAGAUGUUUUGAAGUUACACAACUUUUGAGAGAAAUUGAACAAAUAUCGACAACUAAUGAAGAUGAAGGUCUAAAACAAAAACAAGAACUAAAACAAGUUCAAACUGCAAAAGUGGAUUAUAUAGAUCCAUUGUUGGAUUAG